CUCAAGUUCGGACUGAUACAAGAACUGUCCACCACGUCCAUUGCGACAUUAGUCUUGUCUUUUCCAAUCCGGAAAAACAAGUACAGGAUUACGAGGCGGCCAAAAAAUUCUGCAACAACCACAAAAAUGUUUUCCCGAACGGCGCUCGCCAGAGCCUUCGCACUGCCAUUCGAGCAGUCCGCCCGGCCUCUCAACACCACCUUCGGGGCCUGUCUGCGUCAAGCAUCCACGACGACCACGACCUCGCAAUCACACCCUGAGCAGCCCUCAGAACCACUAAGCGCAACCCCCCGCGCUCAGACCAGCACACCCAGCCAACAACCAUCCACCUCCACACCGUCGAAUACCAUCCCAACUUCCAAACUCCCCGUGGCUCCGACCUUCACCUCCCCGUUAAAAGUGACCAAAUCCCUUCUCGAGAAGUUGCCGUACCUGACGACUCAAAAGCCACACUACAUCACUGCUCACCUCCACGACAACCCCUACCUUCUCACUGAAGGUGAUCACCUCCGUCUCCCUUUCUUGAUGCCCAAGGUGAAGCCCGGGGAUGUCAUUCGUUUCAACCGGGCGUCUGUUCUGGGAUCUCGCGAGUUUACGCUCAAGGGGGCACCGUACAUCGACGAGCGGCUGUUUGAGUGCCGAAUGCGUGUUAUGGGAGUGGAUUCGGAGCCAUUGCGGGUGAAGGAGAAGACGAAGCGCAGACAGCGACACGUGAGAAAGGUGCGCAGCAAGCACCGGUAUACCCUGCUGAGGGUGAUGGAUGUCAAAGUGAAGACUGCGGAGGAGUUACUGGAGGAGGGUGCUGUUGUUGUCGAGGAUGGACAGGAUGUGGAAGUCAAGGCAUAAGUGGGUUCUCCAUUCGAAGGAUACUCAAUAUGAAUAAUGGAGGAUGGGGAGGGGUAGAGAAAACAUUUGCAUUGGAGUUCAGCACUUCAGGCUACGGCUGGAUGGAUCACGAUGAUCUUUUGGUCUUGUUCGAUAUCUGUUUAUUGGGCAUUGAGGCAACAUGUACAGAUAGAUUUUGUGCACAUUGGAUAGUGCAUUGUAUUGUAUUCUAUAUUGGAAUUUGAAUGUUUAACUCGAGC
Aspergillus pseudonomiae is the source of this 1085-nucleotide messenger RNA. Its product is annotated as mitochondrial 54S ribosomal protein bL21m. The record is from RefSeq and is a predicted model, not a curated record. Gene Ontology annotation, cellular component: ribosome; mitochondrial large ribosomal subunit. The transcript has a single exon. The coding region runs from base 127 to 846 and encodes 239 amino acids. Gene Ontology annotation, molecular function: structural constituent of ribosome. NCBI's taxonomy places the organism in Eukaryota, Fungi, Ascomycota, Eurotiomycetes, Eurotiales, Aspergillaceae.